Molecule: messenger RNA, 693 nt
Organism: Cherax quadricarinatus
Lineage: Eukaryota; Metazoa; Arthropoda; Malacostraca; Decapoda; Parastacidae
Source: RefSeq, a predicted model, not a curated record
GAAUACAAAGAAAAUGGACAAAAAGUGAAUAGCAAACUCUCUUCAGGAAAUAUUUGAUGAGUUACAGAGUGUAAGAAAGUGGACAUGGCGUGUAAUGAGUGAUGUAAGGAAACUGAAUAGUGAGUGUCUAGUGCUUUAAGUGCCUCUGAUGACGGGGAGUGUGGUGACCCUGGUCAGGCUGGCACUCCAAGAGAAAAGAGAUAUGAACUGGUAGUGUUAUCAUCGACAACGGUGGACUCAAAACGUGUACCACGGAACAGGUAUUUGGUCUCAGCGAAAAAAUAAUCUUGGAACAUCAUGGAUGGAGGCGGAGGGCACCUGUCGUCUUGUCACUGCUCGCCUCGGCGCAGGAGGAAAUCUUCCUCGCCCUCCGGUUCUUGCUCUUCGUCGUGCUCUGCGCCCUCCUGGUGCCAUAAUGGAUCAGAGAACUACGAGAGCGAGGACCCUCCGCCCACCUGGGUGUACAUGACGGUGUGGGUAGCAGGAGUCCUCGUCUACGUUAAUGGUCUUACCGGAGACUUCGUGCACGACGACGUCAGCGCCAUCAAAACAAACCCGGACGUGUUGGGAACUAACUCGCUCUCCCACGUGUUCUGGAACGACUACUGGGGCAAGCCUCUGGUCGACCCACGCUCACACAAGUCCUAUCGACCUUUCACCAUUCUCACCUUCAGGUAAGUGCUCCUUCAAUCA